CCCGCAUCGGGUGGAUCUCACGCACCCAAAUCCUGGCGGCCGCCGCUUCACCAGCUACGCUAUCUAGAUGACCAUACGUCCUAUCAUCGCGCUCCUAGACGCGUCACGGUGUCAACCGCCCCUAGGGCAUUCGAAAUAGAAUGGUCGCUGGUCUCAAGCUGCCCAGGGCGCAAGAUGGGAUAUAUACCGGACCAACAACCCCUGGAGGCAGUACACACAUACCACACAUCUCGAUCUACGAUGCAAGCCUUCGACUCUGAGCUCGCUGCCCUCAUGGUGGCUCCGCCUACUGCUCCGCCUAGUGACAGGCCGCCGCACGUACCGACUAUUGCUGAAUUGCGCGCACAUUUCGACCGCUAUGUGGCCGGGCCGUUUAUCGCGUACCAGCAGCCUCUCCUUCCAGCGGAAUCCGCAUACACGCUGCGGGACCGGAAGGUAGCGGUGGAGGGCGGGGAGAUUACCGUCCGUACCGUCGUCCCGGUCGCGGAGGAUGGGCACGAAACUUUCCCGGUGCUCGUGAGCAUUCACGGCGGAGGUUGGAGCGUCGGCAGCGUCGAUAUCGACGACUACUUCUUGCGCAAGCUGACGGUGGACCUUAAAUUGACCACCGUGAAUGUCGAGUACCGUCUCGCCCCUGAGCAUCCCUUCCCCACUGCGGUCGACGACUGCCUCGCAGCGCUCAAAUGGGUCGUCCAAAACACGUCCCUCCUCAAAGGGGACCUCACGAAGGGCUUCCUCGUCGGCGGGCACUCGGCAGGGGCGAACCUCUCCGCGGUACUCGCGCACGAGGCGCGCGACGAUCCUUUCUUCGCUGGUCCCGGACGGCAGCUCACUGGACAGGUCAUCCGGGAGCCUUGCUCUAUCCACCCGGAUGCGUACCCCGAAGAGUGGAAGUCGACGUUGCGCUCGAUGGAGGAGAACAAGGACAUGCCGCCUCUCCCGCGCGCCAUCGUCGAGGCUCUCAUCGACUUCUACAAGCCGACUCCCGCGGACCCGCGCUUCUCGCCGCUGCUGUACGCCUCUCACGCGGGCGUUGCUCCCGCGUUCGUGCAGGGUAUGGAGCUCGAUCCCCUGCGCGACGACGCGCGCGCGUACGCGGAUGCUCUGGCGGCGGCGGGCGUUUCCGUGCGCGUGUGCAGAUACCCGGGCGUGUCGCACGGGUUCCACUACAACUACCCGGCGAUCAAGAUCGCGGUGAAGGUGCGCGAGGAGCUCGUGCAGGGCAUCCGGUGGCUGCUCGGGAAGGAGACGUAG
Trametes versicolor FP-101664 SS1 is the source of this 1254-nucleotide messenger RNA. RefSeq lists its product as uncharacterized. Gene Ontology annotation, molecular function: hydrolase activity. NCBI's taxonomy places the organism in Eukaryota, Fungi, Basidiomycota, Agaricomycetes, Polyporales, Polyporaceae. The coding region runs from base 175 to 1254 and encodes 359 amino acids. The transcript has 8 exons. The record is from RefSeq and is a predicted model, not a curated record.